This is a messenger RNA of Cuscuta epithymum, 4116 nucleotides long. NCBI's taxonomy places the organism in Eukaryota, Viridiplantae, Streptophyta, Magnoliopsida, Solanales, Convolvulaceae. The record is from the annotation of a GenBank genome assembly.
CUCAGUUGAUCCCCUUACUCGCUCAAUUUCGGUUUGCUUGCUCACUUGAUUCUUAUCGUAGCCUUCUGAUCCAACUCAGAGAGCUGAUCGGACUCCAUAUUGCCAUAUGGGCAUCAACUUGUCCAAAUCAAGGAACUCCAGGAACUCCAGGACAUCCCAUUUCUCGCAUCAAGGUAUCUCGAACUCCAUCGAAUUUGCUCUCUCUGUUUCUACUUCAUAGCCAUGUACAACACCUAUGUAAGCUCAACUGUCUCAGUAAAAUGUAAAGGGUGUGCUGCCUUUUCAUCUUAUGGUAAUCCAUACUGUACAAAAGACAGGUUUAACAAAUACCCCUUGUAUAAUUCAUCGUCAUCAUGCUGCUUUUGUUGCGCAAAUUCGAUGUGUAGAGUCCCACUAGGCCCUUGCUAUGUCUAUGGUCUGAGGCAGUCCACUUUGAUUCAGUGGUCACCUUGUAAAAAAGUGUUCUUGAGCAGCUUAGAUAGCACGUCUAAUACGAAUUCAUCCAGUCUCGGCUUUGAAAGAAAAUGCUCUUGUAAGAAAUCUUGCUCUUUUAAUGAGGUGAGUGUGCGUGGAGGAAGAGGGAGAUUAAGGUCUCUGGGAUUUCAAGAUAAUAGUGAAAGAGACAGUUUUUCUGAUGUUGGUGUGGCUGAGGUUUUGCUCAGUUUGCUUACCAAGAGUGUGGAUGAGGAUUUUGAUGAUUUGAGGGCAAGAAAAAAAAGUUCAUGGAAGAAUAGAGUGUUGGAGAUUGAAGAGAGUGGCAAUGUUGAGAAAAAUUACAUCCAUAAGAAGAAAGGGAGUAGGGAAUCAAGUGUAGUUAGAAAGUCAAAGUGGGAAGCUGAGUCAGAGGAGGAAGAGGAUAAUAAGACAAGAAAAGAACGUAGGAGAGAAAAAGGAGAAGGAGCUCUAUUAAGAACUGAACAGGAGGCCGUGGGGGGUAAACUGGUCAGACCUAGAGCGAGGGAAGAAGAUAAAGAUGUUUUGUUGAGCAGUGAGAGACAAAAGGCAACCAGUGUUUUGAAAGAAGAAAAGGAAUAUUUGUCUAGGAAUGAAGAUUUUUCAAAAAAAAAUCAUGAGAAAGUGAAAAAAGAGGGGUCUAGCUGUUCUUCAUACUACUCGGCUUCUUCAACAGGUGAGCUAGAAAGUGAUCAUGAGGUGCGGAUUGAGCAAGAGCUAAAUCAAAGGCAUUCGAGGAAUGAAAUAGGAGAGAAAGUUAGGAGGUUUGAGGAUCAGUCCAAGGAACAAGGGGCGGUUUUGAGAAAGGAUGACGCGUUUGGAAAACCCUUCGUAGCACCAUUAGCUGACAUAGAGCCCAUCAAUUGGAGAAAGAAAUCCGAGAAGAGGCUGGGCGAGACAUCGAUUGAAGAGAAAGAGUUAAGGAAAGAAUCUUCACAUAAGCAAUCAAGGAUUUUGGGUGUCGAUGAGAUUGACUAUAGAAAAGAACUUAUUAGUUCCUAUAAGACAUAUGAUGAUAAGAAACGUCAACCCACCUCUGCUGAACAAGCAAUUGAACAGUCUGAGAUUCAAAUAAAGCAUAAGAAAGUAUUAGAUCCGGCAGUAAAUGCCACAGGCCCUACAGAACCCUUGAAUCAAAUGAUGAAAUCCAGAGAUGGAUCGGGGAAGUAUUCGUUAAAGAUUUGUGAACCUCAAUUUCAAGAAGUUGAUCUUAGAGGGAAACUUGCUAAAGAAAGAGUGUCUAGCAUUAUUAAAAAGAAUGGUGAAACAUCUUCAAAUAUCUUAGAUAAGCAACACAAUCAAGCUCAAGAGUUAGCUAUACAAGUGACUAGAGAUGAACAUAGAACUUACAUUUCCGAGAGGCAAUCAAACAUGGAGUUUAAAGAUCACAAAGAAUAUAAGUCAAGCCUUCAGUUGUCAACUUUAGAAUCCCGGAAAUCUUCUCAAACAAGCGCACAACUUGCAGAAGGUACCACUUCAAUGCAUGGAAAGGAUCCACUGGUGGCAUGUGGAAAUGAUGCCACCAAUUUUAAUGGAAAUAACACUAACACACAAGUAUCUCAGGCCCACUCAUCUUCUCAAUUGUCAAAUUCUCCGAAAUUCGAAUCACUAAGUGGUUCUAGUAGGCCAAUGGAACAAUCCUCAGCUAGACCAUACCAAAUACAGCGAGAACCAUGUGGCGAGGUCAAAAGGGAUGAGGUUGAUGCGAAACUUCUAGAAGAAGUUGUUUCUCUAAAACAUGGACUUGGUGAGUUUGAUGAGAAAGUAAGGUGUGAAGUUACCAGUUCUGAAACUCAAGGGGUGAAAAGAUUAUCACGUGAAACAAAGUUGAUACACGAGGGUGAGCAGAAUGAACAACGAGAACCUCAAUUACAAGAAACAUCAAAAACCGAAAUCAAGAGAUCUGGACAGUCCCUAUGGCAUAUUAUUGGAGAUAUAGUUAGACUCCGGUGGAUUUCGCAUUCUGGUUUUGGAAGAAGGAGUUCAUCACAUCAAUCUACUACAAGUAGUGAAACCUGGAUUGCUGGUCAUGUACCUGAGGGCAACAAUGGUUUGAAGCCAGAAAACAUAUUGCAACAAAAAUCUUCCUCUGAUCACCUUAAACGAAAAGAUAUUCAAGUUCAGGGAGAUGUAUCAAACUCAUCGCAAAGCAAUUCUGUUGUAUCGAACGAAGAAAUGUUGGAAAAGACUGUUGAAGGCAGAGGGAGAUUUGUUUCUUCACCAGCUUCUUCAAGUGGAAUAUCAUUUCCUGAUGAGGUGGUCAAAGAUGGGGGGGAAAUGAGGCAAAGGAGAUUUCAGAGGGCCAAUCAAGUAGUGAAAGACAGGUUUGAUGAAUGGGAAGAAGCUUACAGGUUAGAAUAUGAGCAGAGGAAAGUUGAUGAAAUGUUUAUGAGGGAAGCAUUGGUGGAAGCCAAAAAAGCUGCUGACAGCUGGGAGGUCCCUGUUGGGGCUGUACUCGUGAAGGGUGGAAAGAUAAUUUCUCGUGGAAGCAACCUUGUAGAAGAGUUGCGUGAUUCCACUGCACAUGCAGAAAUGAUUUGCAUUAGAGAGGCUUCAAAUAUCCUUCGGUCUUGGAGACUUUCGGAUACAACACUCUAUGUUACCCUUGAACCAUGCCCAAUGUGUGCGGGAGCGAUACUCCAAGCUAGGAUUGAUACCAUUGUUUGGGGAACUCCAAAUAAGCUUCUUGGUGCAGAUGGAAGCUGGAUUAGGCUUUUCCCGGAUGGAGAUGGCCAACGGUCAACAGAUAAACCACCUGCGCCGGUUCAUCCCUUCCACCCAAAAAUGAACGUUAGGCGAGGAGUUCUGGCCAACGAAUGUGCAGAAUCAAUGCAGCAGUUUUUUCAACGCCGUAGAAAAAAGGAAAACAAGUUGGAGCCUCCUCCUCCUCCAUCACGCAUUCCUCUAUUGAGCCAUCCUAACAAGUUUAUAGCUAAGAUGCAUGAUACCUUUCAUCUUAUGUUCUGUUUGUAACCACCAUAAUAACUCCAUGUUUUACAUUUCUAAGAGGUUGUUGAUAUUAUUAGUUCUGCCUAGCUCCAUCGAGUGGCAGAACCAUAGAUUUCUACAAGGGCACACCAACCACAAAAAAUGUUGGGGAUAAGGGUCAGUUUGGUCCUCGAAGUUGCAAAAAAGGGGUCAAAUAAGUCCUUAUAAAGAAGAUUCUGUCCGGACGUGUCAUUUGAGGUGGCUUCCGGUGGAAUUUUUUGAUGAAUUUUUUUGACCAUCUUAUUCAUUAAGUCUAGUUCACUCAUACCAAAUUUCAGAUAAAAAUUCAAUCGGGAAGACAUUCAAAUGAUUUCUUGAAGAUAACUGUGCCGUUAUAAGCGCAGUUAUCUUCAAGAAUUCAUUUGAAUGUCUUCCCGAUUGAAUUUUUAGCUUAAAUUUGGUAUGAGUAAACUAGAUUUAAUGAAUAAGAUGUUCAAAAAAAUUUAUCAAAAAAAACCACCGGGAGCCAUCUCAAAUGACACGUCCGGACAGAAUCUUCUAUAAAAGGACUUAUUUGACCCCUUUUUUGCAACUUCGAGGACCAAACUGACCCUUUACUAAAAAAUGUUGUGUACAUGUGAUGAAAAAUCGUGUGUGAAUAGACUUUUAAAUCUUUUUCAAUCCUACCAAGUUUUCCCUCUAGAGGAGUUGAUCUAUAAUCUUUUGAGAGAUAAA